Molecule: messenger RNA, 984 nt
Organism: Penicillium oxalicum
Lineage: Eukaryota; Fungi; Ascomycota; Eurotiomycetes; Eurotiales; Aspergillaceae
Product: putative peroxisomal dehydratase
Exons: 4
Coding region: 1-984 (327 amino acids)
Cellular component (GO): peroxisome
Source: RefSeq, a predicted model, not a curated record
AUGUCUGCCCCUGGAGCUGGUCACGAAUUCCCUCCCCAAGAGGUUUCUUGGCAGAAGCGCGAUGUCCUGCUAUUUGCCAACAGCAUUGGCAUCAAGGCCGACGAAUUGCACUUCCUCUACGAGCUACACCCUAACUUUUCAGUGUUCCCCACCUACUCGCUCAUUCUCCCAUUCAAGCUCACCGAUCAGGAGGUCAUUGACUUCUAUGCGCGCCAAAAGGCUGUCAAGAUCCCUGGUGUCCCCGACUUGGACCACCGCCAUGGCGUUGACGGUCAGCGAAAGAUCACGGUACUGAAGCCCCUGCCGCCAACUAGCGCUGGGAAGAAGUUCGAGUUGCGAAACAAAGUUGUCGGUGUCUACGAUAAAGGAAAGCCCGGGACUGUUGUCGAGACCGAGCAAUCGAUUGUCGAUGCGAACACCGGCGAGGUCUACUCAAAGGUCUUGAGCAGCGGCUUUUUGGUAGGCCAGGGUGGAUGGGGGGGUCCUAAGGGCCCCGCCACCGUCAACUUCCCCCCACCCGAGGGGAAGAAGCCUGAUGCGGUCCAUGUGAUCCAGACGAAUAUGGAGACCGCCCACUUAUAUCGGUAUGGACCUCCACUCUAUGAUUUCAACGAGAAGAUUCCACUAACAAGGCAAAGCCUCAACGGUGACUACAACCCCCUGCACGCAACUCCGGAGCCAGGCCAGAAGAUGGGCUUUGGCGGUACUAUCAUCCAUGGCCUGUUCAGCUGGAACUCCACAGCGCACGGUGUCUUACGCGAACUCGGUGGCAGCAAUCCCGAGAAUCUCAAGGAAUUCCAGGCACGUUUCGCCUCACCCGUUCGUCCUGGAGACAAGCUCACCACGGAGAUCUGGCGGAUGGGUGACAAGCAGUCCGAUGGUUUUGAGGAGGUUCGCUUCGUGACUAAGAAUCAGACCGGGAAAGUUGUUCUCAGCAAUGGACGUGCUCUGGUCAAAGUCGUCGGCGAGAAGAGCAAGCUUUAG